AAGCGACAUCUAUUCCCGCUAAAUUUUGUCAACACAGAAAUUGGAUAUGUUUUGAUCAAAUAUCUCAUUAUUGUCCCAUGCAUUUCAAACCGAUUUAUUAUUAGGUUGAAGGACUAAACGUAGCCAAUAUGCCUGGCUACCUCAAGUUUAUCGAUGUGGACAAUUUCAAGUCGUACAAGGGCCGUCAAAGAAUCGGUCCGUUCAAGCCGUUCACUGCAAUAAUUGGGCCAAAUGGAUCAGGAAAGUCUAAUUUGAUGGAUGCUAUAAGUUUUGUUCUUGGUGAGAAAACAACAAAUUUAAGAGCAAAGAAACUAAAUUCUUUAAUCCAUGGAGCCCCGAUUGGUCAACCAGCAUCAAACAAGGCCUCAGUGUCAGCUGUAUAUAUGGAUACAGAAGCUAAUGAUGAAAUAGUUUUUACCAGAAUUAUCCACAAUAAUACUUCAGAACACAAAGUCAAUGGAAAUAAUGUAUCUUCAGCUGAAUAUGCAGCUGAGUUGGCUAAGAUUGGAGUAUUAGUCAAAUCUAAAAACUUCUUGGUGUUCCAAGGUACUGUGGAAAGUAUUGCUAUGAAAAAUGCUAAGGAGAGGACAGCCAUGUUUGAAGAAAUUAGUAGAUCAGGAGAGUUAAAGGAUGAGUAUGAUAAAGCGAAGACUGAAAUGUUAAAAGCUGAAGAAGACACUCAGUUUAACUAUUUUAAAAAGAAAGGUAUUGCUGCUGAGAGGAAGGAAGCCAAGAUGGAGAAAGAUGAAGCUGAAAGAUAUCAACGACUGAAGGAACAAUUGUGUGAAAAAGAAUUAGAACUGCAACUGUUCAGGUUAUACCAUAACGAACGAGAUAUUGAAGAAAUUAACGAAGAAUUGGGAAGGAAAAACCAUGCCCUGGAAAAAGAAAAUAGAAAAAGAGACAAAAUUGAGGAUGAGGUGAAAGAUAAGAAAAAAGAACAGGGCAAAAUGAGUCGAGAAUUAACCAAAAUUGACCAGAACAUUAAGGAAUUGGAAGUAGAGAUGAACAAGAAAAGACCACUCUACAUCAAAGCUAAAGAGAAAACAGCUCAUAUGAUUAAAAAACUAGAAUCAGCUAAAAAAUCAUUAAAACAAGCCAGAAAGACUCAUGACAAUCAUGAAGAAGAGAUUCAAACCUUAGAAAAUGAAUUAGAAGAAAUCGAAAGAAAACGACAAGAAUUUGAAGAAAAGAUCGAAGAAGAAUCUCAAAGUCAAGGUCGUUCCUUACAGCUAGAAGAAACACAAGUAACAGAAUAUCAAAGACUAAAAGAAAAGGCUGGUAAACUAUCAGCUAGAUAUCUACAAGAACUAGACUCGAUUAAUCGUGAACAGAAAUCAGAUCAAGAUCGAUACGAUAAUGAAGUCAGAAAGAAGAAUGAAAUAGCAGCUAAACUCAAACAGAAAGAACACGAAAAAGAAGAAAAUUUAAAACGAGUUGAUAAACUCAAUGAUUAUAUUAAGACGAGUUCACAAGCUAUAUCUGAACAGAAGAAAAUAGAAGAAGAAUUAGGAUAUGAUGUAGAAACAGCUAAUUCUAGGAUAACAGAAAUUAACGUUGAGUUAUCUUCUGUAAUAGAACAGCUUGGAGAAGCUAAGGUUGAUAAACAUGAGUCGGCUAGAGCCAUGAAAAAAGCUGAAUUACUGGACAAUUUAAAACGUCUUUUCCCAGGAGUGCAUGGUAGACUGAUUGAUCUGUGUGAACCAAGUCACAAAAAAUAUCAAGUUGCUAUCACUAAGGUUUUGGGUAAAUACAUGGAUGCUAUAGUAUGUGAUACAGAGAAAACAGCUAAAGAUUGUAUUCAGUACAUGAAGGAACAAAGAAUUGAACCUGAAACAUUUUUACCUUUAGAUUACCUGGAUGUUAAACAGGUCAACGAGAAACUCAGAGAUAUAAGAGAACCUAAGAAUGUGAAGUUAGUUAUAGAUGUUAUAAGAUAUGAUCCACCAGUUAUUAAAAAAGCUCUACUCUUCGCUUGUGGUAACGCUCUGGUCUGUGAAACUGUGGAAGAUGCUAGACGGGUUGCUUUUGGUGGCCACGAAAGACACAAGUCUGUGGCGCUAGAUGGUACAUUGUUCCAGAAGUCUGGAGUUAUCUCUGGUGGUGCCAGUGAUUUGAAAGCGAAAGCUAGAAGAUGGGAUUCUAAGAUGUUAACUCAACUAAAAACCAAGAAAGAGAAACUGUCUGAAGAAUUAAAAGAACAGUUGAAGAAGAAACGUAAAGAAUCAGAAUUGAAUACGAUAAGAUCACAGAUCAAAGGUUUAGAAACCAGAUUGAAGUAUUCUCUGACUGAUAGAGACAACACAUUGAAUAAACAUCUAACACAGAAUGACCGAGAUCUACAGCAGUAUAAUGAUAUGAUGGUCUCUUUUGACCCGAGGAUGUUAGAGAUAGACCAGGUGAUGACAGAACGAGGUGAUAAAAUUAAACAGUUAAAAGAUAAAAUGAACAGAGUAGAAGAUGAAGUCUUCAGUGAUUUCUGUCAACAGAUUGGUGUAGCCAAUAUCAGACAGUAUGAAGAGCGUGAAUUGAGAGUACAACAAGACCGAGCCAAGAAAAGACUGGAAUUUGAAAACCAGAAGUUUAGACUUCAGAAUCAAAUUGAGUUUGAAAAAUCACGAGAUACAGCAGAAAAUGUAUCAAAAUGGGAGAAGACUGUACAAGAUGAUGAAAAAGAACUAGAAAAGGUUAAGAAAGAAGAGGCUAAACAAAUGAAAGUAAUUGAUGAAGAUAUGCAGAAUACAGAACGUUUAAAACAACAGAAAAUAACAGUAAAAUCUCAGAAUGAUGAUAUAGAUGGUACAAUCAGUGAAAUACGUAAACGACUAGGCGUACAAAUUAAAGAAAUAGCUUCUAUACAGAAAGCUAUCACUGCCCUAGAAACCAAGCUAGAACAAAAACGUGCAGAUAGACACAGCCUCCUGAAAACUUGUAAGAUGGAUGACAUCCGUCUACCAAUGAAAAGAGGCCGUAUGGAUGACAUCACCCAAGAGAACGAACCAUCCAGCCAUGCUGAGAGUGAAACACCAGAUAGUUUAAACAGUCAGGGAGCGAAGGCAAUAUACCAACGUGAAGCGAACAUUGUGUUAGACUAUAGCUCUCUUAAUGAUGACUAUAAAGAGUUGGACCAUGUUGAUGAUGUAAAGAAGACCCUAGAUUCAUUGAUGAAAGCCUGUUCUGACAUGCAUACAACUUUACAGAGAAUUAAUGCACCAAAUAUGAAAGCCAAUGAAAAAUUAGAUUCUGUUAGGUUUAAAUUCAAUGAAACCUCAGAAGAAUUUGAAACAGCCAGAAAAAGAGCUAAAAGAGCCAAACAAGCUUUUGAAAGAGUUCGAAAAGAACGUUAUGAUAGAUUUAUGAAAUGUUUUGAACAUGUUUCAAACCAAAUAGACGAUGUUUAUAAGGAUUUAUCCAGAAAUCAGAGUGCUCAAGCUUUAUUAGGACCAGAGAAUCCAGAAGAACCCUAUUUAGAUGGAAUCAACUAUAAUUGUGUAGCGCCUGGUAAACGGUUCCGACCCAUGGAUAACUUAUCUGGCGGUGAAAAGACAGUUGCUGCCUUGGCUUUACUCUUCUCUAUACAAAGUUAUCAACCAGCACCAUUUUUCGUUCUGGAUGAGAUUGAUGCAGCUUUAGAUAACACUAACAUUGGGAAGGUAGCGGCCUAUAUUCGGGAACAAUCAGAGAAAAACUUCCAGUGUAUUGUCAUCAGUUUAAAAGAAGAGUUUUAUAACCGUGGUGAUGCUUUGAUUGGAAUUUACCCAGAGAUUGGUGAUUGUAUAAUCAGUAACGUGCUGACUCUAGAUCUUACAGAAUAUCCUGAU
This is a messenger RNA of Lottia gigantea (owl limpet), 3821 nucleotides long. RefSeq lists its product as hypothetical. The annotation marks the transcript as partial. Lineage: Eukaryota; Metazoa; Mollusca; Gastropoda; Lottiidae. Gene Ontology annotation, cellular component: nucleus; chromosome; cohesin complex. The transcript is spliced from 28 exons. The record is from RefSeq and is a predicted model, not a curated record. Gene Ontology annotation, biological process: sister chromatid cohesion. Gene Ontology annotation, molecular function: DNA binding; ATP hydrolysis activity; ATP binding.